Dermatophagoides pteronyssinus (European house dust mite) is the source of this 1184-nucleotide messenger RNA. RefSeq lists its product as uncharacterized. The record is from RefSeq and is a predicted model, not a curated record. Lineage: Eukaryota; Metazoa; Arthropoda; Arachnida; Sarcoptiformes; Pyroglyphidae.
CGUUCUUCUUUGCCAUAGCUCUUGUUUGGUGAAUGCAACUUGAAUAUUUCUGAUUCAAACAAGCUCAGUUCUGUUUCAAGAACAGGAAUAUGAUGGUCAACAUUAUUAUUGAAUCCGUAUUGAUUAUAUUUAUAGCUAUAACAAUUGUUUUGGCUCAUAAAUCAAAUGGUCAUAAUGAUAUCGAUAAUCUUCAAGUGUUUGGCGAUUUUCGUUCAAUCAAAUUAAAAUGGAAUUAUAAUAAUGAUAACAACGAUAACAAUGAUAAAUCUGAUGGUGGUGGUGGUCCUAGAUUUAUAAUCAGAUAUUGUGAACUGAAUAGCUGGCAAAUGAAAAAUCGAUGCCGAAAUCGUAUUCUAAAAACAACAACCAACGAUAACGACAAAAACGACCACCCUGGUGAUCAAACAUCAGCCACCACGACAACAUCAAACGAUGAUGUUAUUAUUGAUCUAAAACAAACUGAUAACCAAAAUUAUCAAGCAUCCAUUUAUAGUCUACGUGUACAUACUAAUUAUUCAGUCAUGGUACAUGCAUUGAACAAUGAUGACCUUAACGAUAAUAACGAUGAUGAUAAUGAUGAUCAGGAUCAGGAUCUUAUCAAAACAAAACAUUCUGAUGCCAUUCUGGUUUCCACUAAAAGCUUUAAUGCUCGUACUUUACGUUGUUUGGCUAAUCAAUCGGAAAUUCAAGUAUUCACUGGACCAUAUUUUGGUGGUAGAAUUUCCGUAGAAGGAUCAGAUAAUCCAGCUUGUUUGAUUAAUGGUGAUCGUAAUAACCCGGAAGAUAGCUAUAAUUUUACUAUUAAUCAUGAACUUUGUAAAAGCAAAACUAUUGAUAACGUUCGUAUCGAAACAAUGGUCAUGGUGAAUGAAAAUCGUGAAAUUCUAACACAUAAUUCUCGCCGUUAUCUGGUUAUUUGUGGUUUUGAUCCGGAUAAAUACACCCUAACAGCAUCAGUUGCAGUGCCAAAUUUUUUGUUGAAAAAAUUUUCCGAACGAUUUCGUGAUAAAACAAACAAUUCAAAUUCAAUCAAAUCCGAAUGGCCUAUAUUGGAUAAACGACAAAAUCCAAAAGGACGUUAUCCAGUUUUUAUUGAACGUAAUCCAUUAAUGAUUAACAAAACAAUUAAAUUAUAGACAAAAUAUUUUAAGAUUAAUAAAUUUUAUUUUUUUUCAAAUUUUAAA